Messenger RNA from Polychytrium aggregatum, 1482 nucleotides. Its product is annotated as plasma-membrane choline transporter-domain-containing protein. Gene Ontology annotation, biological process: transmembrane transport. Gene Ontology annotation, molecular function: transmembrane transporter activity. Bases 1 to 1482 code for a protein of 493 amino acids. NCBI's taxonomy places the organism in Eukaryota, Fungi, Chytridiomycota, Chytridiomycetes, Polychytriales. Gene Ontology annotation, cellular component: membrane. The transcript is spliced from 7 exons. The record is from RefSeq and is a predicted model, not a curated record.
AUGUUCGGAAAAAAGAACCAAACGAAAGCCGAGCUGCAAUCGGGCGAGAAUCCAUUGCAGAACAGCGCCUCCGGGUCAAACCCGCAACAGUCUUCCAAGAUCGUCGAGCGACGUCCAUGGAGGGAUCUCUGGGCCGCCGCUCUGUUCCUUGCAGGCUUGGGUGCCUUCGUCUAUGCGGCCUACCUGGGCAUUCCAAACACCAUCGCUUCGCUCCAGAACCCAGGCAGCCCGACAAAUACGGUGUUCACUGCAGGGGUCAGCUUCUGGCAGGUUAUUCAUCCCAUGAUCACCAUGCUGGCGACUGCCCUUGGCGCGACGCUUCUUGCGGUCGGUCUGAUUCAGGCGAUCCCCCGGUUCAUGAUGAACCUCUUCUAUGGCGUCUUCUGCGUCUUUAUUAUCCUGAUUGGUGCCUAUGUGAUCUCUUACGGCGGCGUCAGGAACAUAGUUUCCGGCUGCGUGGUGAUCAUCCUUGCGGGGCUGUACGUUUGGGGUUCCUUGAGCUUCUAUGAAACUAGCGAAGGUGUCGCCAACUUCUACAAGGCCUCAUCGUAUAUCACUCGACAGUUCCCGGCCACGAUCUUUGCUUCCUUCCUCGGCAUGAUCAUCUCCCUGUUCUUCAUUGUGACAUGGCUGGCCACAUCGUACGGCAUCACGAACAUUGUUCUGAACAAAUACUUCACCGUCGACCCAAGCUCUGGCCAAAUCGUGCAGUCCAACAACACCAUGCUGAUCUCCGUGCUGGUUGGCCUUGCCCUGAUACUCUUCUGGACCCUCCAAGUGAUCCAGAACGUUGUCUAUGUGACUUGCUCGGGGCUCCUGGCUCUCGUUUUCUACCAGGGAACCCUCGAUGCCUCUGGGAAAAUCCACAUCCCGACACAACUCCCCACCCUCAGAGCCGCCGGCCGAGCCCUAACCAGCAGCUUUGGCUCGAUCUGCUUUGGCUCUCUCCUGAUCUCAAUCAUCCAGACCCUCCGCUAUCUGGCAAACAUUGCACAAAACAUGGGUGACGAUAACGGCGACAACUUCAUCCUGGCCCUGAUCCGGUGUUGCCUGAUAUGUAUUCUGGUGAUUCUGCAGGAUAUCCUCUACUACUUCAACCACUUUGCCUUUGCCCAUGUGGCCGUCUACGGAGACAGCUUCUGUCAGGCUGCCAAGUCAACAUGGCGUCUCCUCGAGAGCGAGGGACUUGGACCGGUCAUCGUCGAUAACCUGGUUGACUCUGUCGUCGUUCUCGGUGGAGUGACCGUCGGCCUCAUCACGGGCCUGGCCGCGAUUGCUAGCAUCGAGAGCGACAAGUCCAUUCCCCAGACCAACGUCCACUACAUCACCUACUGCUCAAUCGGCUUUGCCCUCGGCGCCUACUGCUUCUUCUCCAUGAUGACCUUCAUGCUCUCUGCCGUCUCAACGACGAUCGUGUGCUAUGCGGAUUCGUCGACCGCAGUCUCCAGGAUUCUUCCCCGAAUCUCCACCAGUUGGCUGUAG